Messenger RNA from Penicillium bovifimosum, 1398 nucleotides. RefSeq names its product putative neutral amino acid permease. Gene Ontology annotation, biological process: amino acid transmembrane transport. The transcript has 3 exons. Gene Ontology annotation, molecular function: amino acid transmembrane transporter activity. Lineage: Eukaryota; Fungi; Ascomycota; Eurotiomycetes; Eurotiales; Aspergillaceae. Gene Ontology annotation, cellular component: vacuolar membrane. The coding region runs from base 1 to 1398 and encodes 465 amino acids. The record is from RefSeq and is a predicted model, not a curated record.
AUGGCGCCAAGCUCAGAUGAGAUCAAAGCUGCUCCUCGCUACACAGAUGACGUCGAUUUCGCUGAUAAACAACACGCCGAGGUCGAGGACAAAUUCGAAGUCUUCAAACGCGGCGAUGGGCAAGUGGAUUUCCGGACCGUGAGCUGGAUACGAGCUUCGGUGAUCUUCCUGAAGAUCAUCUUUGCCACGGGAGUCCUGUCCAUUCCAUCCUUGAUGUACGAGCUCGGUGCUUUCCCAGGCGCCGUGACAGUCGUAGGCUGGAGUCUGCUGAACACAUACUGUGCACUGGUGCAAGGCAACUUCCGCAAUGCCUACCCAGGCUGCCAUUCGAUCGCAGACAUGGCGCAGGUCGUCGGUGGACCGGUCGUGAAAGAACUUGUCGGUGUCCUGUUUACAGUAAGUUAUGUCAUUGUCGCGGCAUCGGGUAUCAUUGGUGUGUCGACGGCAUUUAAUGCCCUUUCGCUGCAUUCUGUCUGUACCGCCUGGUUCUCGUUCGUUGCAACGGUCAUCAUUGCCAUGUGUGCGAGUGUGCGCAAGUUCUCACACAUUGGGUGGCUCACGUGGAUUGGUUUUGGGAGUGUCUAUGUGGCUGUUUUCAUCAUUGUAAUCGGUGUAACAACGCGUGAUCGACCGGCUGCAGCACCACAAACCGGUGACUUCGACCUUGGAUACCGAGUCAUCGGCGAUCCCAGCUUCACAACAGGGAUCACGGCGGCAGCAACGAUCUUCGUUUCCAGCGCUGCAACCUCCGCCUUCCUCCCCGUGAUCUCAGAGAUGCGCAAGCCAAAGGACUACCCCAAGGCCGUGUAUCUCAGCAUGAGUCUGGUGACAGCAUCCUACCUUACCUUCAGCCUGGUAAUCUACGCCUGGUGCGGGAAAUGGAUCGCGUCGCCAUCACUCGGAAGCGCCGGCGAGACCGUCAAGCGAGUUGCAUACGGGAUAGCAUUGCCGGGUCUCAUCAUCAGCGGAUGUCUGUACGUGCAUGUCGCAGCGAAGUAUCUCUUCGUGCGGAUACUGCGGAAUUCACGACAUCUGCAGGCUAAUACCGCCGUGCACUGGGGGACGUGGUUAUCGUGCACGAUUGGGAUGGCGGCAAUUUCGUUCGUCUUGGCGUGUGCCAUCCCUAUCUUCAAUUAUGUACUGGCGCUGGUAGGAAGUCUGUGCUUUGCACCUCUGGCGCUUAGCUUGCCGGGGUGGUUGUGGCUGCAUAGCCACCGGGAUUAUUGGAGGGGAAAUAUAACCCGAGUGGUGCUGUAUGGGUUCCACGUGUUCCUGAUUCUGUUGGGACUGUUUAUGGCAGUCGGUGGGACAUAUGGAGUUAUCGUGCAGAUCAACCAGGCUUAUGCUGAUGGAGAGAUUUCUUCUGCAUUCUCUUGUGCUGAUAACAGUGGCUCGUGA